This is a messenger RNA of Carcharodon carcharias (great white shark), 2510 nucleotides long. It is a transcript of the gene clcn4, whose product is annotated as chloride channel, voltage-sensitive 4. NCBI's taxonomy places the organism in Eukaryota, Metazoa, Chordata, Chondrichthyes, Lamniformes, Lamnidae. The record is from RefSeq and is a predicted model, not a curated record. The coding region runs from base 34 to 2241 and encodes 735 amino acids. Gene Ontology annotation, molecular function: voltage-gated chloride channel activity. Gene Ontology annotation, biological process: transmembrane transport; chloride transport. Gene Ontology annotation, cellular component: Golgi apparatus; early endosome; synaptic vesicle. The transcript is spliced from 11 exons.
GACUUCCUGGAUGAAUCAGUCCCAGAGGUUGGAAUGUAUGAGGACUUCCACACAAUCGACUGGUUAAGAGAAAAGUCCCGUGAUACCGACAGACAUAGAAAGAUCACAAGCAGAAGUAAAGAGUCGCUAUGGGAACGUAUCAAAGGCUUGUUGGAUGCGUGGUCAGGGUGGGUUGUGAUGUUGCUCAUUGGACUGCUGGCAGGGACACUGGCUGGAGUGAUAGAUCUGGCUGUGGACUGGAUGACGGACCUGAAGGAGGGAGUCUGUUUGGCUGGAUUCUGGUUUAGUCAUGAACAGUGCUGUUGGACAUCUAAUGAGACGACCUUUGAGGACAGGGACAAAUGUCCUCAGUGGAAGACAUGGUCAGAGCUGUUGGCUGGCCAGCCAGAAGGUGCUAGUGCGUACAUUUUGAACUAUCUUAUAUAUGUUCUUUGGGCUUUGAUCUUUGCCUUCCUGGGAGUCUCGUUGGUCAAAAUGUUUGCACCCUAUGCAUGUGGCUCUGGAAUUCCAGAGAUUAAAACCAUCCUUAGUGGCUUUAUUAUCAGAGGUUAUCUGGGCAAAUGGACAUUACUGAUUAAAACAGUAACUCUGGUGUUGGCUGUAUCCUCGGGCCUAAGCCUCGGGAAAGAAGGACCCCUGGUUCAUGUGGCAUGUUGCUGUGGGAACCUCUUCUGCUGCUUGUUUUCAAAGUAUAGUAAGAAUGAAGGGAAGAGGAGAGAGGUCUUGUCAGCUGCUGCUGCUGCAGGUGUCUCCGUUGCAUUUGGUGCUCCCAUUGGUGGCGUGCUUUUCAGUUUGGAAGAGGUCAGUUACUAUUUCCCAUUGAAGACACUCUGGAGAUCAUUCUUUGCUGCUUUGGUGGCAGCUUUCACCCUCCGUUCAAUCAACCCUUUUGGCAACAGUCGGCUGGUGCUGUUCUACGUGGAGUACCACACACCCUGGUACAUGGCUGAACUGGUGCCUUUCAUCCUACUUGGGGUUUUUGGAGGUCUGUGGGGAACGCUUUUCAUCCGCGGGAACAUUGCCUGGUGCAGGAAGCGUAAGAACACUAAGCUUGGAAGGUACCCGGUACUGGAGGUGAUCGCUGUGACUGCCAUCACGGCUAUCUUUGCCUUUCCAAAUCAGUACACAAGACAGAGCACCAGUGAGUUAAUCUCUGAGCUCUUCAAUGACUGUGGGGCACUUGAAUCUUCACAGCUCUGCGACUACAUCAAUGAUCCGAACAUGACUCGUCCAGUGGAUGAUAUACCCGACAGGCCAGCAGGCCCCGGGGUCUAUGCAGCUAUAUGGCAGCUAGCUCUCGCCCUGGUUUUCAAAAUUGUUAUCACCAUAUUUACUUUUGGCAUGAAGAUGCCAUCAGGACUGUUUAUUCCGAGCAUGGCUGUCGGGGCAAUAGCUGGCAGAAUGGUUGGUAUUGGUGUGGAGCAAAUGGCCUAUCACCACCAUGACUGGUUCAUCUUCAGAAGCUGGUGUAGGCCAGGAGCUGACUGUGUCACACCAGGACUGUAUGCUAUGGUUGGGGCAGCCGCAUGCCUUGGUGGAGUAACUCGAAUGACGGUGUCUCUGGUUGUGAUCAUGUUCGAGCUAACGGGAGGUUUGGAGUACAUUGUGCCAUUAAUGGCUGCAGCAGUGACCAGCAAGUGGGUGGCCGACGCCUUUGGGAAAGUGGGUAUUUACGAAGCACACAUACAUUUGAAUGGCUACCCUUUCUUGGAUUCGAAGGAUGAGUUCAGGCACAGGACACUGGCAACUGAUGUCAUGAGGCCAAGACGCACUGAGCCUCCCCUCUCAGUUCUGACCCAAGGCAGUAUGACAGUGGAGGAUGUGGAGACCCUUAUUAAAGAUACAGAUUACAACGGCUUCCCUGUUGUUGUCACUAAGGAAUCGGAGCGGCUCAUUGGCUUUGUCCAGAGAAGGGAUCUCAUUCCUGCAAUAAAAAAUGCAAGAAAGGUACAAGACGGAGUGGUCAGCAACUCCAUUGUGUAUUUCACUGAGGAUCCACCACCACUGCUUGGUAACAGCCCCUGCCCACUCAAACUGCGGAGGAUUCUCAACCUGAGCCCCUUCACUGUGACGGACCACACACCCAUGGAGACGGUGGUGGACAUCUUUCGUAAGCUUGGCCUCCGGCAAUGUUUGGUCACUCACAGUGGACGUCUCCUGGGCAUCUUAACUAAAAAGGACGUACUAAGGCACAUGGCCCAAAUGGCAAAUCAGGAUCCUGAGUCCAUCAUGUUCAACUGACCUCUUGCAUGCUCACUGUGCCAGCCUUAGCCAGUUCUGAUUUUAUAAGGUAAAGGGCAAGACUGAAGUCUCAGCAUUGAGGUGGCCUUUGAGUGAACUGAAUUCUGAUCACUUGAUCAACAAAACAUUACUCGAAAGCAGUCUUGCUCGGGAGAGGAGGCAUCAGCAAUGCACUGGAUUAAGAGAUGAGGACUGACCCACAGCGAGAUCAUUGUGUUCUUUCAGACGAGUGAAGGAUGAGAAGCCAAAACCUCAGCUCUUUUGCAAAG